Mauremys reevesii (Reeves's turtle) is the source of this 3881-nucleotide messenger RNA. It is a transcript of the gene PRRT3, whose product is annotated as proline rich transmembrane protein 3. The coding region runs from base 154 to 3708 and encodes 1184 amino acids. NCBI's taxonomy places the organism in Eukaryota, Metazoa, Chordata, Testudines, Geoemydidae. The record is from RefSeq and is a predicted model, not a curated record. The transcript is spliced from 4 exons.
CCCGGAGCGCUCUGGCUGCGCCGGGCGCGGGGCCACGGUGAUGGGCGCGCGGCUGGUCUGGCGGGGAGCCCGCGAUGGCGGGGCCGGGCCGGACCUUUCUGCGCUUGGCAUCGGUGCGGAGGCCCCAGGGUGAAGAGCAGGGAGCAGUUUGCCAUGGCGACUGCAGCACAGCUCCUUGCCUGGAGCCUGGUCCUGGUGCCAGCGCUGCUCCCAGCCUCUCCCCUGCCCCAGCCGUUCAGCAGUGAGCGACACUCCACGCCACGGGCUGCAGGAGCCUCCCUGGGCCCUGGCUGGGUGCAGGAGCUGGCUGAGUGGCCCCCUCUGGGCAGCCCCUCCGAAGAGGCUCUCUGGACCCGCCAGGAUCUGCUAGCCCUCUCCCCAUUGGCGCUGGCUGCCCCAGGGGGGAGCCUGGUCUUCAGUGGGGCUGGAGAGCCGGAUGGUGAGCUGUGGCGAGGCUCCAACCCUGCCCACUCUGCAGCCAUCGGCCAUGACGCAGGGACCCCCCCUGCCCCAGCAGGAAGCUCUGCUCUCCCACCCCCGGCGUGGCCCCUGCUCCUGGGGGCUGAUGACUCUCAGCAGACGCUGGAGGUGCCCCCGGCUCCGGGACCUGCUGGCACUGCGGGCGCUGGCCCAGCCACUGCCACGUUCCGGGGACACACUGGGCUUGGCUCGGGGAGCUGGCCCUUCACGCCCACGCCUGGCUCUGGGGCUCCGAGAACCGAAGGCAGCCCAGGAGCCUUGGCUUUCGAGAGCAGAGAACGGCCCUCGGGCUCAGAGCCCAGGAGCCUGCAGCCAGCUUUCCCCAGCCCGGCCAGGCCUCCUGGGGCAGAGAGCAGCCCAGGCCCUGCUGGGCAGGACAGGCCGGGCACAGCCGGGACGCCACACCCCAGGCCAACGGUGUCCACUGUCACCUUGGCGGCCAGGCCGGGCUCCGCAGCAGGAGCCAGCAGCGCCGAGGGGUGGCAGGCGGCAGACGCAGGCCCUGGGAGCGUGGGUCAGGAGGGCCAGCCUGUGAGCUGGGCUCCAGGGAAGGGGCAGCCAGCGCCUCAGGCCAAUGUCCCCCGGGAGCCCAGGGAACCCCUGGAGCAUGUCUGGGAGAAGGGCCGGGCUUCCUACACCCGGGGUUACUCCCUCCCUCCCUGGGGCAAUGCCCAGGGGCUGCCCCCGCACCCCACAGGCAGGGAUGGCCAGCCCCAGCCGGAGGCGUGGUGGGUCCCUGGAGCCAGCCUGGGUGCUAGGCCACAGCAGACGCCUGGAGCAGGGGGCUCCAUGGCUGGUAUGUGGCCUGGUCUUCCUCCCGCUGUGCUCAGCGCUGGCCGCCUGGCAGCGCCGGCUCCCCCAGCCCACGGGAGCCCCACCUGGAGGCUCACCCCAGCCCGGACGGAAACCAGAGCCCCGGCCUGGACAGAGGGGCUCUCGGCUCAUCAGAGAAGCACUCGGCGGGCGCUGCCUGGAUCCGCGACCCAGCCACCGCACCUCCCCAGGAAAGCUGCUCCUGGCGCAGAACAGGGAGCGGAGCACCCCCGGGCCGGGCCCACCCUCCACACCAGCCUGGGAACGUCGCCUGCCCCAACGCCUCCUCGCCCAGGGGCUGCAGCAAAGGAGGAGAUUGGGGCCCCACAGCGAGUCCGGGGAGCGGUGGACCCAAGAGCCCCCGUGAACGCCACCUCCACGGCCCCCUCUGCCCCCAGGCUGCCGCCGCCGGGGACCCUGCACUCAGAUGGGACCCGACCUCCUGGCCAUGGCAGCACCACGGCCCCUGUGCCCACCCCACCCCAGUCCCCAGCCACUCCCCAGCGGGGUGUGAUCAGAGUCAGCACCCAGCGAGCUCUCCAGCGCCCCCCUCUGCCCCAGCCUGGGCCCAGCGUCCCAGCCACGGGGCCUGCCUCUAGCCUGCCCUGCCCCCAGGCCAGUGGGGCCUGCAGCCUCCUGCAGCCCAACCAGACGCUGCUGCUGCGCUGGGCUGACCUGCAGCGCACGCUCGGCUUUGCCUGGGAGCUGCACGUCUAUGGCGCCAGUGCCCUCUUCCUGCUGCUCAGCCUGGUCUGCGUGGCCAGCCUCAUCGGCUCGCCCGUCCUGGACCUGCCCCACCUGCCCUACACCCUGGGCGCCAACGCCCUGCUGCUGGGUGCCGGCCUGCUCCGCGCCACCUUCCUCCUCUGUGACCCCUACGGCGCCAGGGCCAGGCUGCCCGCCCCGGCCGUGCGGCUGCUGUACAACGCGCCCUUCCCGCUGCUGCUCAGCGCCUUCGCCCUGCUGCUGCUGCUGCUCCUGCGCGUGGCCCAGCUGCAGCUGCUGCCGCCCCCCCUGCAGAGCCUGCCCCUGCUGGCUGCACUGGCUGCGCUCCAGAGCACCGUGCUGCUGGGAGCCGACCUGCUCUCGCCCCUGCUGAGCCCCGUGCUGGGCGUGGGGCUGCACCUGCUCUCCUGCGCCUGCGGCACCUCCCUCAUGCUGGCCAACCUGGCUGCAUAUUGGCAGCUGCGGCCCCAGCAGGCUGCCAGGCCGGGCGAGGCCCAGCUUGGCUGUGAGGAGCCCCAGGAGCUGCCUGGCCAGGCGCUGGGGCCCUGCCCGCGGGUGCUGCUGGGGUGCAGCGCUCUGGGGCUGCUGUGCUGUGGGCUCCAGGCGUACGGGGUCCUGUGGCUGGGGGCGGUGCUGGGCCCGCCAGGGGAGUUCUCCUGGCUCUGGUGGUUCGUGCAGUUCUGGUUCCGAGUCUGCGAGCUGCUGCUGGCCUUUGGCCUGUGCUUCGUGGCCUCACACCCCUUCUGCCAGCGCUGCGGCUCCGCCGACCACACCUGCUGGGCCAAGCUCGUCCGCCACUUCUGCACCUACCGCAAGGCCGAGGCGCCCGAGUACCCCAACAACUGCUACGACUGGGCCAAUGGCAUGCAGGAGCGGGCGGCCAGCACCGACAUCGGCAAGAGCCUGAUCCGCAACCCGCCCGAGCAGCUGCACCUGCGGGCACUGAAAGACAGCACUGAGGGGAGGGCGCCUGGGGCCUUCUCUGCCGGGGGCUCCACCUCCUCCCUGGGCCGGCCCGGGGUCUGCCCCAAUGCCGCGCGCGUGGGGCACUCCUACACCAGCAUCUGCUUCGAGAAGGAGUCGGUGCUGUCGCUGGGGGAGCUGGAGUUCCGCCCGCCCUCGCCCAUCAGCCUGAGCCGCAGCAUCGAUGAGGCCCUCUUCAAGGAGCACCUGGUGCGCGACAGCAUCUUCCUGCGCUCCAGCCUGCAGUGCCCGGGGCGCCUGGCGCGCCAGGACUCCUGCUCCUCGCUGCGCAGGAGCUCUGCCCUCACGCCCAUGGCCGAGCCCCUGCUGCCCGCCAAGGCCUGGCAGCGGCGCAGCAGCGACCCCGACUACCUGUACAGCCUGGCCCGCUGCAGCUCGCUCAGCGACCUGCCCUCCCAGAGCGCCAGCAAGGGCCUGCCCAGCGAGCCCCCCACCGCGGGCGCCAUCUCGGGCAGCUCCCUGGACAGCGUCUCCAAGGGCUCCCUGAAGAUCAGCUGGAACCCCUGGCGGCACGGCCUCUCCUCGCUGGAGAGCCUGCCCCUGGAGGAGACGCCCAGCCGGGCCCCGCUGCUCCCCGAGGAGGCCCCGGGGCCCAGCACCACGGCAGGGGCCGCAGACUCUGAGGGUGAAGCCAGGCGGAGCUUCCUGGCGCUCAGCAAGCAGGUGGAUUCCCGCAGCCUGUCCAGUGACACCAUUGAGCUGUGAGGGGCAGGGGCAGGGCAGCCCCCCUCAGCACCGCGCGGAGGAGAGCGGCCGGCGCCCUGCCAGGGGGAACCCACGACUGUGGGCUCCCUGCCUGCCCCAGCCCUGCCUAGUGCCAACCCCCAACCCCCCUCAGUGAUUUUUAUGGAGAUCUAUUUUCCCAGCUCAGAUUUUGC